Molecule: messenger RNA, 2476 nt
Organism: Physella acuta
Lineage: Eukaryota; Metazoa; Mollusca; Gastropoda; Physidae
Product: testin
Molecular function (GO): zinc ion binding
Source: RefSeq, a predicted model, not a curated record
GGCGCGUGCACUAUCUGCGCAUGUUUUCAUCUACUCACGCAGGGGUGUGGGGAUGGUUGCCUUCACUAACGUGAGUAAACGCGCGAGGUUGCACGAGACUUUGUCUACUGCUGCUGUUUGAUUCGGCAAUGUUUUCUCUGUCGGAUUUGUAAGAUCGGAUUAUUUGAAUUAAGAAGUCACGUCACGUGAUUCUAAAUGGCCGCCAUUUUACCGGAUGUGACGAGCUGUGGCUCCAGAAACCACGUGAGUCCCCACCAUCUGAAUGAAUACAACAAUGGUCCCUUUGGUCCCCGGUGCCUCAAAUGUUGUGAUAACUGCCCAGGACUAGAUCUUCAUUAUUUCAGAAAAAUCUGCAAAAAUUGUCGCUGUUUAGCAGAAGACCACGACAUUCCCUCCUGUCAGCAACGAGACUAUCGUCCAAUGAGCAUGCUCUUUCAGUCAUGUGACUCGCCGCCAGCGCCCCCUGAUCUCAAACCUGAUUGGACGACAAGUUUCCAAAAGCUGACCAUAACAGACCCCAGUGACAUUACACAGCUGAAGGCGCCACAGAACGAUGUCGUCAUGACCAAACUCAUCAGUGAAAACGUGAGAUCUCAAAAGUUUAUUUCCAUGCUGCCCGAGGACAAGCAAGAGUUCGCAUCCCAGCUGCGCCGGAAACAGCUCCAGCGACAACUUCCGCUCCAUGACCUUGACCCCCGCUUCUGCAACAGUCUGGCGGCCUCGGAGGUCGUCAAGUACGAAAAGUUUGCCGAGAGGAGACGGAAGAAAGCGGCUGGGAUUGGUCAGAUCGGAGAAGUGACAUCAACAGGCUCCAUUGUGGGCUGUCACAGCUGCCAGCAGAAGAUGGAGACGGGGGGUCCGGCGGUCAUCGCCAGCAAGGUACCAGGCGAGUGCUGGCACCCCGGCUGUUUCGUGUGCCUGACCUGCCGGCAGCUGCUGGUCGAUAUGAUCUACUUCAGCAAGAAGGGACACGUCUACUGCGAGAGGCACUACGCCGACCUGCUCUACCCAAGGUGCUCGGCCUGCGACGAGAUUAUUUUUUCCCGCGAGUACACGCAGGCUGAGGGACGCUCGUGGCACGUGCAUCACUUCUGCUGCUGGUACUGCGACGCCACCCUGGCGGGCCAGAGGUACAUAGCCAAGGACAACAACCCCUACUGUGUCACGUGCUUCGAUAAACUCUUCAGUAAAAUCUGCAGCACGUGCCAGCGCCCCAUUACGGCUGAUGCCCCGGGGGUCACUCACGGGGAGUUGCACUGGCAUGCGUGUCCACAUUGUUUCAGCUGUCAUUCGUGUGGCCGGAACCUACUCAAUCAGCCGUUCCUGCUGAAGGAAGGAAAACUGUUUUGUGGCAUGAACUGUCGACAUUUAUCUGGCCCAGCCUGCUAUACGGCCUCUAUUGCCAGACAGUUCACCCAGUGACAGGCUUGCCACAUUGGACCAGAACUUUUGUUCACUUAAUUUAUUUAGUCCGCCCCACACAAGUGCCCAGAGAUUAGUUUCUUCCAUUGUAUAAUUACAGAGACAAUAACUGUGUAUUAUUUUUUGAUGAAUGUUUUUUAUCUUGACUUAUAGUUAAUUAGAUUAACUAAUUAAUUAAUCAAAGUAGUCUUGUAAUGUCUGAAAUGGUAUACAGAGCCGUUUCUCUUAUUAAUAUUUAUAUCUUAUAAAUAUUAAAAAGAUUGAAUAAGAUUUAAUAUUUAAUUGUGUAUGUGGUUUUGCAUGUGUGUGUGUGUGUGUGUUAGGUGGAGGAUAAAGUUGUGUGUGUUUUGGUUUGUACUAAUUACAAGUCAGUAAUUGCCAAUCAGCAACUGCAACUACAGCUUUUGGUACAACUUUAGUUGGGUACACAUAUCUUGUAUUUGAGUAUCUAACGAUUCUCAUAAGCGUCCCUAUCGCCAAGUUUUUAUUUCUACAUUUUCCUAGUGCCAUAUAGACAGAUAUGUGAUGUCAUGGUGACAUUGGAUGUCAUGGUGACAUGUCAUGCCUUUAUUUUGAGAAAAUGUCUCUAUCUAUUGUACCAUGUCUGUAAAAACUUUGAGUAAUAUUUCGGGUUGUGCUAAACAUACAAUUUUUCCACUUAACUUAGCAGCCUUUGAUAUACAACAGAUAUUUGAUAUACAACAUACGUUUGAUAUAUUUUAUAUUCAAAAACUUUGACGUAUUACAGAUAUUUUAUAUGUAACAAACAUUUGAUAUACGCUACAGCAGACAUUUGAUAUACCACUGGUGACGUGUAUAGUGCUAUCAGAGUUUGACAAUAGAUUAUUCAGAAAUUAUGUGCGUGGCGAUAAAAAUUUGGUAAGAAUUUCUAGGUCUUUCGCUAGCGUUUGGCUUUGGAAUAGACUAGAGUUAGGAUUUUUUUUUUCAUUGUUUACAAUCAUUUUUAUUUGACACCCCAAACUUCUUCAAAUGCAUUACAAACUUUUGCAGCAGAAAGAGGAUAAUUACUAUACCAAAAACAGCAGGCCUAUCC